This is a messenger RNA of Dibothriocephalus latus, 320 nucleotides long. The record is from the annotation of a GenBank genome assembly. Lineage: Eukaryota; Metazoa; Platyhelminthes; Cestoda; Diphyllobothriidea; Diphyllobothriidae.
UCACUGGUAUAGAGGCCGAGGAGAUGGCGCAUAACGUGCGUGAAUUCGUAAGGCGGAUUUCCUCGCAAGAUCUAGAUCAGUACCCAGACUGGGACCUUACGAAACCGCUGCCGCGUUUGCCCGUGCCGGAACUUCGAACAACACUGAAUCGUUAUCUGGGUGUUGUUGCCCCGAUUGUCGACGAGGAGGCCCUAAAGCACACUCGACAACUCGUCAAUGAGUUUGCGCGUUCGGGCGGGGAGGGCGAAGAACUGCAGGCGGCCCUUCAGGCGCACGCGAAAACUCUCAUCAACUGGGUGAGUCCCGUUCGCUCCACUGCG